AUGUCGGAGCGUGAUUCCUGUGGAGACGGCAUAUGCGGGGAUGGAGCCCCAGAGUUCGUACCGGCGAGAGCAUCCCGAGCGGGUAGACGGAGCGGAGUCAUCGCGCCCAUGGCGGAGCGCUCCAGCCCCGGUCAGGACCCAGAGACGGUCCUCAUUGAAGCGGCAAAGGCAGCCCCCCGUAGAAGCAGCAUUAUUAAGGACCCAUCAGUGGCCAAGGUGAGUGGCGGUCGAAAGAAGACAGUGUCCUUCAGUAGCAUGCCGUCAGAGAAAAAGGUGAGCAGUGCAGCCGACUGUCUGGCCUUCAUGCAAGGUGGCUGUGAACUCAAGAAGAUCCGACCUAAUUCACGUGUCUACUGCCGUUUCUAUACGCUGGACCCAGACAUGGUCUGCCUUCGCUGGGAACCCUCCAAGAAGGAUGGUGACCGUGCCCGACUUGACAUAUCCUCCAUCCGAGAAGUACGAAUGGGCAAGAGCACUGAGACCUUCCUUCACAAUGGCCCCGUGGCUGAACAUUUGGCUGAAGAAGCUGCCUUCUCCAUCAUCCAUGGAGAUGAUUAUCAGUCGCUGGACCUGGUGGCUCUCUCAGCAGAUGUGGCCAACAUCUGGGUGACAGGCUUGCGUUACCUGGUGUCCCAUCCUGGGGCAGUGGGUGGUGGAGGCGGAGGGGAGGGUGGAGGGGUUGGGGAGAGCAGCGUUGGAAGCCGAAUGCGGCGCGAGUGGCUGGCAACAGAAUUUGCCCUGGGUGACGAGGAUGGAUAUGGGAUUAUGCCUGAGGACACUGCUGUGGCCACAAUCUGUAGGCUCUAUCCCAGUAUCAAAGAGGCUAAGGUACGUCAGCGCUUCAAAGAGAUCCAGCGUAGCAAGGAAAAGCUGACAUCACAUGUGACGUUGGAGGAGUUCGAGGAGGCUUACUGUGAAUUGUGUACGCGGCCUGAUGUCUACUUCUUGCUGGUUCAACUCUCCAAAGACCGAGAGUGCCUGGAUGCCCAGGACCUGCGUCUCUUCUUAGAGACAGAACAGGGCUUGCAACUCGCCACCACAGAGGGCUGUCUGGAAUUGCUGCGUCGCUUCGAACCUUCAGCAGCUGGCCGUGAACGUGGUCUUCUGGGACUGGACGGUUUCACACGCUACCUACAGUCGAGUGAAUGUCAGCUUUUUGACCCCGAGCACCAGCAUGUUUGCCAGGACAUGAACCUUCCCCUUUCACACUACUACAUCAGUGCCUCCUACCGCUCCUACCUGCUGGACGACCAAGUACAUGGCAGGGCAGACCUUGGAGGACUGACCCGCGCCCUUCAAGCUGGGUGCCGAUGCCUUGAGUUGGGCGUGACCGAUGGUCCAGAAGGGGAGCCAAUCCUGGGAGUGGACCAUGGAGUGGACGGCAAGCACCACCACCACCACCAUCACCAUCAUCAUCAUCAUCAUCACCAUUACACCCCAAUUACCUUGCGCAGUGCUCUAGAAGUAGUCAACAAGUAUGCCUACCUGACAUCUGAGUACCCACUGCUCCUGUACCUGUGCCACCGUUGCUCACCUUCCCAACAGCGCCUGAUGGCACAGCACCUAAAAAAAGUGUUUGGCACACGCCUGUACACCCCUGAGGCACUCCCCGUGAGCCUGGGGGGCCGGGCCACCACCCUACCAUCCCCUGAACAGCUGAAGGGUAGGGUGCUGGUAGUGGGUAAGAAGCUGCCCCCUGAGGAGGGAGACUCGGAAGGUGAGGUGUCUGAAGAAGAUGAAGAAAUUGGCGGUGGAGGGCCUCUAGCUGGCCGCCGUAUGACCAUCCCUGGGGAAGAGGAACUGGGGGUGGUCCUGGUUGUACCUCCGCCCCCACAGCCACGUCGACUGCGCCUUCGUCGUGAGCUCUCAGACCUAGUUGCUGUGGCAAGGAUGGGGAGCCGGAGCUUCUAUGCCCAUCGUGCCAGCGUUCUACAGUCUCAGCAACACUCACCCCCUUCUACUCCCUCUACUCCAGGUACUCCUGUACCUCCAGAUCCACCUUUUUGGACACUGUGUUCACUGGGAGAGGGCGAGGCUGGUCGCUUGGCCAGUGAAAGCCCCGAAGACUUGGUGAGCUUCACCAAGCGUACGUUAACACGUGUUCGGCCAAGUUCCGUGCGUCUGGAUUCCAGCAACCCCAAUCCGCAGGGCUACUGGAAGUGCGGAGUGCAACUGACAGCACUCAAUCAGCAGACUCCUGGUGCCAUGUUGGAUCUUAGCCGGGGACGGUUUGCACAGAACGGUGGCUGUGGUUACGUUUUGCGGCCAGCUGUUAUGCGGGAGGAGGUGUCCUACUUCAGCGCGCAGUCACAGGGCUGCGUACCUGGUGUGCCCCCGCAGACACUGCGGAUCAAGGUGAUUAGUGCUCACUGCCUACCCAAACCACAAGGAUCUGGAGCCAAAGGGGAGGUUAUCGACCCCUAUGUGGUGUUGGAACUGCAUGGUGUUCCAGCUGACUGUGCUGAGCAGAGGACCCGCACUGCUGCCCAGAACCAGGAUGACCCACUUUUUGACGAGACCUUUGAGUUUCAGGUAAACAUGCCUGAACUGGCCCUGCUGCGUUUUGUGGUCUUGGAUGACGACUACAUUGGAGAUGACUUUAUUGGUCAGUACAGCGUGGCCUUUGAGUGUCUACAGCCUGGCUACAGAAAUGUGCCCCUGCUUGGGUUGGCAGGAGACCCCUUACCUCAUGCCAGCCUCUUUGUUCAUGUGGCUGUCACUAAUCGCCGUGGUGGGGGUAAAGCGCAGCGUCGGGGUCUGUCUGUGAGACGAGGGGUCCGGAGGGGCAGGGAGUAUGUCACCUUGCGCCACACGAGCAUCAAAAUUCUGGAUGACGCUUUCCGUUUGGCCACUGCUCCGCUCAGAGAGGCCACAGACCUGCGAGAGGAUGCACUGAGUGCUACUGUGGCUUUCAAAGAGCAGUGUGGGCUCCCCCCAGUGGCCAAACUUAAGCAGUGCAUCCAGAGUUUGGCCACACGGCUACAGAGCCCUGAUGGCCCCCCAGGCGCCACACUCACUCUGAAGGAGGGCUAUCCAUGCCUGGAGCCUGCCGGCAAUCUGACGGACACCACCCGCAAACUGCUUAAUGCCUAUGAUUCGAUGAUCUCAGCUAAUAAACAGCUGAUAGAGAAUGCAGAUGGAGUGCAGGAGAGGAUUGCUCAGGUGCAGAAAGAAGGUAUGGUUUUCCAUGAGGACCUACCACGGUUAGCAGAGAAGGAGAAUCUAAAGGGACGGAAGCAGAGUAAAGCCGUUGAAAGUUUCACGUGGAACAUCACUGUUCUUAAGGGUCAGUGUGACUUGCUGCGCAGUGCUAAAUUGGAUGCUCUCGAUGCACUGAGGCAGCUGGCGCUAGCCUGUGAGGCAUGUGGCCUGACUGCACCCUCUGACCUCCAAUACACCUCCCAUAACCUCUCCAGAAGGGGCAGUUCCCAUGGCAAUGGCCGCAUCUGACCACUCAACGCCGCACCAGCGGGCACCGGUAGAUAGAUAGACAGGCAAACGGAGGGAUGGAGACACACUUAGAAAAGAGAGAAGAAUGUUGCGGUCCUUGAGCCAGUACAGUUCAUGAGUUUGUCUCAUUCCUGCAGAGUUCUAUGUGAUUGCAGUACU
Molecule: messenger RNA, 3609 nt
Organism: Chanos chanos (milkfish)
Lineage: Eukaryota; Metazoa; Chordata; Actinopteri; Gonorynchiformes; Chanidae
Gene: plcl1
Product: phospholipase C like 1
Exons: 8
Coding region: 1-3450 (1149 amino acids)
Biological process (GO): release of sequestered calcium ion into cytosol; regulation of synaptic transmission, GABAergic; gamma-aminobutyric acid signaling pathway
Molecular function (GO): phosphatidylinositol-4,5-bisphosphate phospholipase C activity
Source: RefSeq, a predicted model, not a curated record